AUGGAAUGCGAAGGCAUAUCAACGAAUAUUAGAGAUUUAAGAUUUCCGAGGUGGCAGAUGUCGGAGGGCGCCUGUUGCAAUUGCAGACUAGGUCCAAAGUACAAAGUUUCAAGAAGGGGCAAUGGUCCAUUGUGUAUUGCUAUCAACUUCAGGCUUUUCAAGUGUUUGAGCCUGAGGUCCUUUAGUUUCAGAAAUCCUCUUUCACAGUGCAACUCCUCACAACUCAACACCUCAUAG
Messenger RNA from Prunus armeniaca (apricot), 237 nucleotides. Lineage: Eukaryota; Viridiplantae; Streptophyta; Magnoliopsida; Rosales; Rosaceae. The record is from the annotation of a GenBank genome assembly.